AUGAAAAUAAAGAAUGAUUCAUUAAUAUUCAAUUUAGUUGGUUCAAUUCCUUUAUUAAUAUCUUAUCCUAUCAUAUUCUUAUCACAUAAAUUAUCAAUACCAAAUAAUUCACUAGGUUCUUUUAUAUUACUAAAUUUUUUUCUAUCAAAUAUAACAUUAAUUAUACUAUUAAUUGCAGAUAAAUUUAAAAUUAUACAAUGUCAAACACAAGAUGCCAAUUUAAAAUCUACAAUUUAUGCAUUUACAUUAUUAUUUAUCAUAUAUUCAUCAACAUUCUUUUUGUCAGCUAAUAAUGUGUCCAUACUAUAUUUAAAUUUAUUUUUAAAUACUUCAUCAUGGAAUUUAUAUACUCCAUUAAGUUUUUUAUUUGAAAUAUUUCAAGUAUACCCAAAUUUCAAUUCAAUUAGUUUUAUAUUUUUAAAUUAUGGUUUAAUUUGUUUUAGUUUUUAUUUAUUAAGUUCAAUUUCAAUUACAAAAUUAAUUGGUUCUUUAAAUAAAUCAAUUGUUUUAACUAGUUUUUUCAUUUCAAGUUUAUUAUUAAUUUUUAUUAUAAAAGAUGUUAGUUUGAGUAUGUUAUUUGUUAAUCUUGCAACAUUUAUUGUAUUUUUAAUAUCAAUGGAGGAGUUUCAAUUGAGAGAGUCAAAGAUUACUCCAAUUUUUAUAUCUACAUUAGGUGUAAUUUUGGAAUAUAUUGUAGGGGGAAAAAUUACCUAUAAGUCAUUUAUUUAUAUCGUUUUAUCGUUUGUCAUAACGCCAAAUCCAUCAUUUGAAGAGCCAAAAGUCAAAGAACAAUCUAUACUAAAUGAAUUAUUAUCUCAUUCGGACACUCGCGCAAUUUUCAAUUUCUUAUUGUUAAACGCAAGUUUCAUGUUUAUACAAUUUUUAUACUCAUUUAGGUCAAAAUCAUUAGGUUUAUUAUCUGAUUCAUUGCAUAUGUUAUUAGAUUGUAUGUCAUUAGCAUUAGGUUUAAUAGCUGGUGUUAUAUCUAAAAAUGAGAUUAAUGUAAAUGGAAAAUAUCCAUUUGGUUUGAAAAAUUUUGAAAUCUUAGCUGGUUUUACAAAUGGUACUUUGUUAGUAGGGAUUAGUGGAUCAAUUUUAUUUGAAGCAAUUGGUAGAUUAUUAAAUCCUGUAAGUUUACAGAAAACAAACGAGUUGAUAAUAGUUUCAAUUUUAGGUUUAUUAGUCAAUUUAGUUGGUAUAUUUGCAUUUAAUCAUGGUCACACACAUGGACAUUCUCAUGGACACUCACAUUCACAUACUCAUACUCACGAACAUGAACAUUCACAUAGUCAUUCUCACUCACAUUCACAACAAGAAGAUUCAAUGAAUGAUAAUAUGAAAGGUAUAUUUCUACACAUUUUGGCCGAUGCAUUAGGGUCAGUUGGUGUUGUUAUAUCUACAAUAUUGACUAAGUAUUUCAAAUGGCAAGGUUUUGAUCCAAUUGCAUCUAUAAUAAUAUCAAUUAUGAUAUUUUUAUCAGCUGUUCCAUUAAUUAAAUCAACAUCAUCCACAUUAUUAUUAAGUUUAUCUAAACAAAAAGAAGAUACGUUAAAAACCACACUCAAUGAGAUACUAGAGGUCAAUGGAGUUGUAUCAUUUACAUCUCCAAGAUUUUGGCCAGGUUGUGAUUCAAAUAAGAUAUGUGGUUAUAUACACAUACAAAUAUACCGGGGCGAGAAUUCAUCAUAUAUAAAAAAGAACAUAGAGAAAAUAUUCAGUCUGAAGAAUAUGGACAUCAUGAUUCAAAUUGAAAAUGAUUCUGAUUCAUGUUGGUGUAGAAAAUAA
Insectozyma verbasci is the source of this 1785-nucleotide messenger RNA. The record is from the annotation of a GenBank genome assembly. NCBI's taxonomy places the organism in Eukaryota, Fungi, Ascomycota, Pichiomycetes, Serinales, Debaryomycetaceae.